GAAAGAAAAAGUCAAUGCCAUAGUACGAGAAAAAGCCGAGAAGUUCAGAAAACUGCAAGAUGCCAGCAGAUCAGCUCAGGCCCUGGUGGAACAGAUGGUGACUGAGGGUGUUAAUGCUGAAAGUAUCAUACAAGCCUCAGAACAACUGAACAGCCGGUGGGCAGAAUUCUGCCAAUUGCUGAGUGAGAGAGUUAACUGGCUAGAGUAUCAAAACAACAUCAUUACUUUUUACAAUCAGCUACAGCAUUUGGAGCAGAUGACAACUACUGCUGAAAACUGGUUGAAAACCCAACCCACUACCCCAUCAGAGCCAAUAGCAAUUAAAAGCCAGUUGAAAAUUUGUAAGGAUGAAGUCAACAGGCUAUCAGCUCUUCAGCCUCAAAUUGAGCAGUUAAAAAUCCAGAGCAUAUCCCUGAAAGAGAAAGGACAGGGGCCAAUGUUCCUGGACGCAGACUUUGUGGCCUUUACAAAUCAUUUUAACUACAUCUUUGCUGGUGUGCAGGCCAGAGAGAAGGAGCUACAGACAAUUUUUGACACUUUACCACCAAUGCGCUAUCAGGAGACAAUGAGUACCAUCCGGACGUGGAUACAACAGUCAGAAAACAAACUCUCAAUACCUCAUCUUAGUGUCACUGAAUAUGAAAUAAUGGAGCAGAGACUCGGAAAAUUACAGGCUUUGCAAAGUUCUUUGAAAGAGCAAGAAAGUGGCUUCAACUAUCUGAGCACCACUGUGAAGGAGAUGUCCAAGAAAGCACCUUCAGAUAUAAUCCACAAAUAUCAGUUAGAAUUUGAAGAGGUUGAGGGACGCUGGAAGAAGCUCUCUACCCAUUUGACGGAAUAUUGCCAAAAGCUAGAGGAACAUAUGAACAAACUUCGAAAAAUUCAGAAUCACAUAAAAACCUUGAAGAAAUGGAUGGCUGAAGUUGAUGUUUUCCUGAAAGAGGAAUGGCCUGCCCUGGGGGAUUCUGAAAUUCUAAAAAAGCAGCUGAAGCAAUGCAGACUUUUAGUCAGUGAUAUUCAGACAAUACAGCCCAGUCUAAACAGUGUCAAUGAAGGUGGGCAGAAGAUAAAGAGUGAAGCUGAACAAGAGUUUGCAUCCAGACUUGAAACAGAACUCAGAGAACUUAACACACAGUGGGAUCACAUGUGCCGCCAGGUCUACACCAGAAAAGAAGCCUUGAAAGCAGGUUUGGAUAAAACUGUAAGCCUCCAGAAAGAUCUAUCAGAGAUGCAUGAGUGGAUGACACAAGCUGAAGAAGAAUAUCUAGAGAGAGAUUUUGAAUAUAAAACUCCAGAUGAAUUACAGACUGCAGUUGAAGAGAUGAAGAGAGCUAAAGAAGAGGCACUACAAAAAGAAACAAAAGUGAAACUGCUAACUGAGACUGUAAAUAGUGUAAUAGCUCAAGCUCCACCUGCAGCACAAGAGGCCUUAAAAAAGGAACUUGAAACUCUAACAACCAACUACCAGUGGCUGUGUACCAGGCUGAAUGGAAAGUGCAAAACUUUGGAAGAAGUUUGGGCAUGUUGGCAUGAGUUAUUGUCAUACUUGGAGAAGGCAAACAAGUUGCUCAAUGAACUAGAAUUGAAACUUAAAACAACUGAAAAUGUUCCUGCUGGAGCUGAGGAAAUCACUGAGGUGCUACAAUCUCUUGAAAAUUUGAUGCAGCAUUCGGAGGAUAACCCAAAUCAGAUUCGCAUAUUGGCACAGACCCUAACAGAUGGAGGAGUCAUGGAUGAACUGAUCAAUGAGGAACUUGAGACAUUUAAUUCUCGUUGGAGGGAACUACAUGAAGAGGCUGUGAGAAAACAAAAGUUGCUUGAACAGAGUAUCCAGUCUGCACAGGAGAUUGAAAAAUCCUUACACUUAAUUCAGGAGUCCCUUGAAUUAAUUGACAAGCAGUUGGCAGCUUAUAUUGCUGACAAGGUGGAUGCAGCUCAAAUGCCACAGGAAGCCCAGAAAAUACAAUCGGAUUUGACAAGUCAUGAAAUCAGUUUAGAGGAAAUGAAGAAACAUAACCAGGGGAAGGAUGCUGCCCAAAGAGUUCUUUCACAAAUUGAUGUUGCACAGAAAAAAUUACAGGAUGUCUCCAUGAAAUUUCGAUUAUUCCAAAAACCAGCCAAUUUUGACCAGCGUCUAGAGGAAAGUAAGAUGAUUUUAGAUGAAGUAAAGAUGCAUUUACCUGCACUGGAAACAAAGAGUGUUGAACAGGAAGUAGUCCAGUCACAACUAAGUCACUGUGUGAAUUUGUAUAAAAGCCUGAGUGAAGUGAAAUCUGAAGUGGAAAUGGUGAUUAAAACUGGACGUCAAAUUGUACAGAAAAAGCAGACAGAAAACCCCAAGGAACUUGACGAAAGAGUAACAGCUUUGAAAUUGCAUUAUAAUGAACUGGGUGCAAAGGUAACAGAGAGAAAGCAGCAGUUGGAGAAAUGCUUAAAAUUGUCCCGUAAGAUGAGAAAGGAAAUGAAUGUGUUAACAGAAUGGCUGGCAGCAACAGAUAUGGAAUUGACAAAGAGAUCAGCAGUUGAAGGAAUGCCAAGUAAUUUGGAUGCUGAGAUUGCCUGGGGAAAGGCUACUCAGAAAGAGAUUGAGAAGCAGAAGGCUCACUUGAAGAGUGUCACAGAACUAGGAGAAGCUUUGAAAACUGUGUUGGGGAAGAAGGAAACUUUGGUGGAAGACAAACUGAGUCUUCUGAAUAGUAACUGGAUAGCUGUCACCUCCAGAGCAGAAGAAUGGCUAAAUCUUUUGUUGGAAUACCAGAAACACAUGGAAACCUUUGAUCAGAAUGUACAACACAUCACAAAGUGGAUCAUUCACACAGAUGAACUUUUGGAUGAAUCUGAAAAAAAGAAGCCACAACAAAAGGAAGACAUUCUUAAGCGUUUAAAGGCCGAAAUGAACGACAUCCGCCCAAAGGUGGACUCCACACGUGACCAGGCAGCAAACUUGAUGGCAAACAGAGGUGACCACUGUAGGAAAAUAGUAGAGCCUCAAAUCUCCGAGCUCAACCGUCGAUUUGCAGCCAUUUCUCACAGAAUUAAGACUGGAAAGGCCUCCAUUCCUUUGAAGGAAUUGGAGCAGUUUAACUCAGAUAUACAAAAAUUGCUUGAACCACUGGAGGCUGAAAUUCAGCAGGGGGUGAAUCUGAAAGAGGAAGACUUCAAUAAAGAUAUGAGUGAAGACAAUGAGGGUACUGUAAAUGAAUUGUUGCAAAGAGGAGACAACUUACAACAAAGAAUCAGUGAUGAGAGAAAGCGAGAGGAAAUAAAGAUAAAACAGCAGCUGUUACAAGAAAAACAUAAUGCUCUCAAGGAUUUGAGGUCUCAAAGAAGAAAAAAGGCCCUAGAAAUUUCUCACCAAUGGUAUCAGUACAAGAGGCAGGCUGAUGAUCUCCUGAAAUGCUUGGAUGACAUUGAAAAAAAAUUAGCCAGCCUACCUGAACCCAGAGAUGAAAGGAAAAUAAAGGAAAUUGAUCGUGAAUUGCAGAAGAAGAAAGAGGAGCUGAAUGCAGUGCACAGGCAAGCUGAGGCCUUGUCUGAGAAUGGGGCCGCAAUGGCAGUGGAGCCAACUCAAAUCGAGCUCAGCAAGCGUUGGCGGGAAAUUGAGAGCAAUUUUGCUCAGUUUCGAAGACUCAACUUUGCACAAAUUCACACUCUCCGUGAAGAAACGAUGGUAGUGAUGACUGAAGAUAUGCCUUUGGAUGUUUCUUACGUGCCUUCUACUUAUUUGACCGAGAUCAGUCAUAUCUCACAAGCUCUAUCAGAAGUGGAACAACUUCUAAAUGCUCCUGAACUCUGUGCUAAAGAUUUUGAAGAUCUCUUUAAGCAAGAGGAGUCUCUUAAGAAUAUAAAAGACAAUCUGAAACAAAUCUCAGGUCGGAUUGAUGUUAUUCACAAGAAGAAGACAGCAGCCUUGCAAAGUGCCACCUCUGUGGAAAGGGUGAAGCUACAGGAAGCAGUGUCACAGCUGGAUUUCCAGUGGGAAAAAGUUAAUAGAAUGUACAAGGAACGGCAAGGGCGAUUUGAUCGAUCAGUUGAAAAAUGGAGACACUUUCAUUAUGAUAUGAAGGUAUUUAAUCAAUGGCUGAAUGAAGUUGAACAGUUUUUCAGAAAGACACAAAAUCCUGAAAAUUGGGAACAUGCGAAAUACAAAUGGUAUCUUAAGGAACUCGAGGAUGGCAUUGGACAGAGGCAACCUGUUGUCAAAACACUGAAUGCAACUGGGGAAGAAAUAAUUCAACAGUCUUCAAAAACAGAUGCCAAUAUUCUACAGGAAAAAUUAGAAAGUUUGAGUCUGCGGUGGCACGAGAUCUGCAAACAGCUGGCUGAGAGGAAAAAGAGGAGUGAAGAACAAAAGAAUGUCUUGUCAGAAUUUCAAAGAGAUUUAAAUGAAUUUGUUUUGUGGUUGGAAGAAGCAGAUAACAUCACUAAUACUCCACUUGGAAAUGAACAGCAGCUAAAAGAAAAGCUUGAACAAGUGAAGUUACUGGCAGAAGAGUUGCCCCUGCGCCAAGGAAUUCUAAAACAAUUAAAUGAAACAGGAAAAGUUGUACUUUUAAGUGCUCCCAUAAGACCAGAAGAGCAAGAUAAACUUGAAAAUAAGCUCAAGCAGACAAAUCUCCAGUGGAUAAAGGUCUCCAGAGCUUUGCCUGAAAAACAAGGAGAACUUGAGGUUCACAUAAAAGAUUUCGGGCAACUUGAAGAGCAGCUGGAUCACUUGCUUCUGUGGCUUUCUCCUAUUAGGAAUCAAUUGGAAAUUUAUAGCCAACCAAGUCAAACAGGACUAUUUGACCUGAAGGAAACUGAAGUAACAGUUCAAGCUAAACAACCGGAUGUGGAAAGGCUUUUGUCUAAAGGGCAGCAUUUGUAUAAGGAAAAACCAAGCACUCAGCCAGUGAAGAGAAAAUUAGAAGAUCUGAGGUCUGAGUGGGAGACUGUAAACCAUUUACUUCAGGAGCUGAGGACAAAGCAGCCUGUUCGUGUCCCAGGACUGACCACUAUUGGAGCCUCUGCUAGUCAGACUGUUACUCUAGUGACACCGCCUGUGGUUACCAAGGAAACUGCCGUCUCCAAACCAGAAAUGCCAUCUUCUUUGCUGUUGGAGGUACCUGCUCUGGCAGAUUUCAACCGAGCUUGGACAGAACUUACAGACUGGCUUUCUCUGCUUGAUCGAGUUAUAAAAUCACAGAGGGUGAUGGUGGGUGAUCUGGAAGACAUCAAUGAGAUGAUCAUCAAACAGAAGGCAACACUACAAGAUUUGGAACAGAGACGUCCCCAGUUGGAAGAACUCAUUACUGCUGCUCAGAAUUUGAAAAACAAAACCAGCAAUCAGGAAGCUAGAACAGUUAUUACUGAUCGAAUUGAAAGAAUUCAGAAUCAGUGGGAUGAGGUACAGGAACACCUUCAGAACCGGAGACAGCAGUUGAAUGAAAUGUUAAAGGAUUCAACGCAGUGGCUAGAAAUGAAGGAAAAAGCUGAACAGGUCAUGGGACAAGCCAGAACCAAGCUUGACUCAUGGAAAGAGGGUCCUCACACGAUGGAUGAAAUCCAAAAGAAGAUCACAGAAACCAAGCAGUUGGCCAAAGACCUCCAUCAAUGGCAGCUAAAUGUAGAUGUGGCAAAUGAUUUGGCACUGAAACUUCUUCGGGACUAUUCUGCAGAUGAUACCAGAAAAGUUCACAUGAUAACAGAGAAUAUCAAUGCUUCUUGGGGAAACAUUCAUAAAAGAGUGAACGAGCGAGAGGCUGCUUUGGAAGAAAUUCAUAGGUUACUGCAACAGUUCCCUCUAGACCUGGAGAAGUUUCUUUCCUGGAUUACAGAAGCUGAAACAACUGCAAAUGUCCUCCAGGAUGCUUCCCGGAAAGAGAAACUUCUAGAAGACUCCAAGGGAGUCAGAGAACUGAUGAAACAGUGGCAAGAUCUCCAAGGUGAAAUUGAAGCUCACACGGACAUCUAUCACAAUCUCGAUGAAAAUGGCCAAAAAAUCUUGAGAUCCCUGGAAAGUUCAGAUGAAGCAGCCCUGUUACAAAGACGUUUGGAUAACAUGAAUUUCAAGUGGAGUGAGCUUCGGAAAAAGUCUCUCAACAUUAGGUCCCAUUUGGAAGCCAGUUCUGACCAGUGGAAGCGUCUGCAUCUUUCUCUUCAGGAACUUCUUGUGUGGCUACAGCUGAAAGGUGAUGAGUUGAGCCGGCAGGCACCUAUCGGCGGUGAUUUUCCAGCAGUUCAGAAGCAGAAUGACAUUCACAGGACCUUCAAGAGGGAAUUGAAAACUAAAGAAGCUGUAAUCAUGAGUACCCUGGAGACGGUGAGAAUAUUUCUGACAGAGCAGCCUUUGGAAGGACUGGAGAAGCUCUACCAGGAGCCCAGAGAGCUGCCUCCUGAAGAAAGAGCCCAGAAUGUCACUCGGCUCCUACGAAAACAGGCUGAAGAGGUCAACACUGAAUGGGACAAACUGAACCUGCACUCAGCUGAUUGGCAGAGAAAAAUAGAUGAGGCGCUUGAAAGAUUGCAGGAACUUCAGGAAGCUGCGGAUGAUCUGGACCUCAAGUUGCAUCAAGCUGAGGUGAUCAAGGGAUCCUGGCAGCCAGUGGGGGAUCUCCUCAUUGACUCUCUCCAAGAUCACCUUGAAAAAGUCAAGGUACUUCGGGGAGAAAUUGCACCUCUUAAAGAGAAUGUUAAUCGAGUCAAUGACCUUGCUCGACAGCUUACUACAUUGGGCAUUCAGCUUUCACCUUAUAACCUCAGCACACUAGAAGAUCUGAAUACCAGAUGGAAACUUCUGCAGGUGGCUGUGGAGGAUCGUGUCAGGCAGCUGCAUGAAGCCCACAGGGACUUUGGACCAGCAUCCCAGCACUUCCUUUCUACUUCAGUCCAGGGUCCCUGGGAGAGAGCCAUCUCACCAAACAAAGUGCCCUACUAUAUCAACCACGAGACCCAAACAACUUGUUGGGACCAUCCCAAAAUGACAGAGCUCUACCAGUCUUUAGCUGACCUGAAUAACGUCAGGUUCUCCGCUUAUAGGACUGCCAUGAAGCUGCGAAGACUGCAGAAGGCCCUUUGCCUGGAUCUCUUGAGCCUGUCAGCUGCAUGUGAUGCCUUGGACCAGCACAACCUCAAGGCAAAUGACCAACCCAUGGAUAUUCUGCAGAUCAUUAACUGUUUGACUACUAUUUAUGAUCGUUUGGAGCAAGAGCACAACAACUUGGUCAACGUCCCUCUCUGUGUGGAUAUGUGUCUCAACUGGCUUCUCAAUGUUUAUGAUACGGGACGAACAGGGAGGAUCCGUGUCCUGUCUUUUAAAACUGGCAUCAUUUCUCUGUGUAAAGCACACUUGGAAGACAAGUACAGAUACCUUUUCAAGCAAGUGGCAAGUUCAACUGGAUUUUGUGACCAGCGUAGGCUGGGUCUUCUUCUGCAUGAUUCUAUUCAAAUCCCAAGACAGUUGGGUGAAGUUGCCUCCUUUGGGGGCAGUAACAUUGAGCCAAGCGUCAGGAGCUGCUUCCAAUUUGCCAAUAAUAAACCUGAGAUUGAAGCGGCCCUCUUCCUCGACUGGAUGCGCCUGGAACCCCAGUCUAUGGUGUGGCUGCCCGUUUUGCACAGAGUGGCUGCUGCAGAAACUGCCAAGCACCAGGCCAAGUGUAACAUCUGCAAGGAGUGUCCAAUCAUUGGAUUCAGGUACAGAAGUCUAAAGCACUUUAAUUAUGACAUCUGCCAAAGCUGCUUCUUUUCUGGUCGAGUGGCAAAGGGCCAUAAAAUGCACUACCCCAUGGUAGAAUAUUGUACUCCGACUACAUCUGGAGAAGAUGUCCGUGACUUCGCCAAGGUACUCAAAAACAAAUUUCGAACCAAAAGGUAUUUUGCGAAGCAUCCCCGAAUGGGCUACCUGCCAGUGCAGACUGUCUUAGAGGGGGACAACAUGGAAACGCCUGCCUCGUCCCCCCAGCUUUCACACGAUGAUACUCAUUCACGCAUUGAACAUUAUGCUAGCAGGCUAGCAGAAAUGGAAAACAGCAAUGGAUCUUAUCUAAAUGAUAGCAUCUCUCCUAAUGAGAGCAUAGAUGAUGAACAUUUGUUAAUCCAGCAUUACUGCCAAAGUUUGAACCAGGACUCCCCCCUGAGCCAGCCUCGUAGUCCUGCCCAGAUCUUGAUUUCCUUAGAGAGUGAGGAAAGAGGGGAGCUAGAGAGAAUCCUAGCAGAUCUUGAGGAAGAAAACAGGAAUCUGCAAGCAGAAUAUGAUCGUCUGAAGCAGCAGCAUGAGCAUAAAGGCCUGUCCCCACUGCCAUCUCCUCCUGAGAUGAUGCCCACCUCUCCCCAGAGUCCCAGGGAUGCUGAGCUCAUUGCUGAGGCCAAGCUACUGCGUCAACACAAGGGACGCCUGGAAGCCAGGAUGCAAAUCCUGGAAGACCACAAUAAGCAGCUGGAGUCUCAGUUACAUAGACUGAGACAGCUCCUGGAGCAACCCCAGGCUGAGGCCAAGGUGAAUGGCACCACAGUGUCCUCUCCUUCUACGUCUCUGCAGAGGUCAGACAGCAGUCAGCCUAUGCUGCUCCGCGUGGUUGGCAGUCAAACUUCAGAGUCUAUGGGUGAGGAAGAUCUUCUGAGUCCUCCCCAGGAUACAAGCACAGGAUUAGAAGAGGUCAUGGAGCAACUCAACAACUCCUUCCCUAGUUCAAGAGGACACAAUGUAGGAAGCCUUUUCCACAUGGCAGAUGAUUUGGGCAAAGCGAUGGAGUCCUUAGUUUCAGUCAUGACAGAUGAAGAAGGAGCAGAAUAAAUGUUUUACAACUCCUGAUUCCCGCAUGGUUUUUAUAAUAUUCGUACAACAAAGAGGAUUAGACAGUAAGAGUUUACAAGAAAUAAAAUCUAUAUUUUUGUGAAGGGUAGUGGUACUAUACUGUAGAUUUCAGUAGUUUCUAAGUCUGUUAUUGUUUUGUUAACAAUGGCAGGUUUUACACGUCUAUGCAAUUGUACAAAAAAAGUUAAAAGAAAACUACAUGUAAAAUCUUGAUAGCUAAACAACUUGCCAUUUCUUUAUAUGGAACGCAUUUUGGGUUGUUUAAAAAUUUAUAACAGUUAUAAAGAAAGAUUGUAAACUAAAGUGUGCUUUAUAAAAAAAAGUUGUUUAUAAAACCCCUAAACACACACACACGCACACGCACAUGCACACAAACACACACACACAAACACACACACACACAUACACACACACACUGAGGCAGCACAUUGUUUUGCAUUAUUUUAGCGUGGUAUUCAUAUGGAAUUCAUGACUUCUUUUCUUUUCUUGCAUAUUAAAGAUAGGACUUCCUCUAACACCACCAAAUGACUGCUUCACAUUGCUCUUUUGAGAAUUGUUGACUGAGUGGGGCUGGCUAUGGGCUUUAACUUUAUACAUCUAUAUGUCUACAAGUAUAUAAAUACUAUAGGUGUAUAGAUAAAUAGAUAUGAAAUUCUUCUUCAAAUGUUCUUGCCACUUCCUAAUGGAAAUAAAUUGCUUCUAGUCAUCUGGACUUAUCUGCUUGGGCAAGAGUGAAUUAUCCCUGGAGCCUGAGGCCAGGAGAAUAAUACCAUACUAAAAUAUUGUCUAGGGCUCCAGAUGUUUCUAGUUUUAAACUUUCCACUGACAACUAGAACUCGGAAUUUUUUUAAGGAUCAUGUGAAUGAAUACACAGGACUUACUAUAUCAAAGUAAUCUGUUGGUUGAUAUAUUCAGCUUCCUGCGGCUGGCUAUGCCAUGGUUUAGAUUUAAUGAUGUUUCUGCAAAAGAGCAUCAGAAGGCAUUUUUCACUCCUGGGCAAUAGGAGGAAGAUAGUAGGGGCUGAGGGUUGUGACUCCCCAGUCAGUCCCUGUGAGGGGAGCAGCUACUCUGUAAAAGAGUGGGUGAAUAUUCACAACUAUACAUACAAACAUCUCUAUAAUCACAACUAAAGUGUUCUGCCCUCUUCUUACACUCGAAGUAAAGUGGGCAGAUUUGUUGUUGUUGUUGCUGUUGUUGCUGUUGAUUUUUAGAUUUUAGAUUUGGUUUUAUCAUUGUGAUGAGUUUGUUUUAAUGCUGCAAGACUUAAGAUUAUUGGUAAGAAAGUAACCCGAUCACAUUGUGACCCUGGUGAAUAUCAAUCCAGAAGCCCAUGAACUGCAUUUGUCUGCUUUGCAUUCGUUUUCCGGCAAGUAAUUCCAUACAGGAUUGUGAGUGGGAAGGCACAACAAUUGGAAGGUUUCAAGACCAAAAGAAAAGCCUCUCCAAACCCUUUGGUCAAUUUGACAGGCUAAAUUAUAAACAAAUGCAGAUCAUUGCAAAAGAGGAGAAAAGGUGAAGGUGAAAGCUGAGGAUUGGUAGGAAAAGCUUUACUUACUCUUUCAUGUCACUGUGUUACAGUAUCACUUCAAAAUCAUUCUGUUUCGUAGAAAUCACUGUCCUAUUAUUUUGCAAAUCUGUUACCUCUAACAUCCAGUGUAAUUAACUUUUAGAGAGUGGAUUUUGUCCAUUAUUACUUGUAAUUAUAACAUCAAACACAGCUUCUCAUGCUAUUUCUACCUCACUUUGGUUUUGGGGUGUUCCUGGUAAUUGUGCACACCUGAUUUCACAGCUUCACCACUUGUCUGUUGUGUGGAUACCAGUCUCCUUUUUUCUUUUAUAAUUUCCAAAAGAAAACCCAAAGCUCUAAGGUUAAAAAAAUUGAGAAUUGGUUUUAGUCUUGCAUUAUUUUUCUCUUUUAUGUGAUGCUGGACAUUUUCUUUACCCAAGGGUUUGUUUUAACUAAAAUUUCAAACAAAGGGUUACUUUACAUCCUACUAAGAAGUUUUAAGUUUCAUUCUAAAAUCAGAGGUAGAUAGAGUGCAUAAUUUUGUUUUAAUCUUUUUGUUUUAUCUUUUAGAUAUUAGUUCUGGAGUGAAUCUGUCAAAAUAUUUGAAUAAAAACUGAGAGCUUUAUUGCUGAGUUUAAGCAUAAUUUGGACAUCAUUUUGUGUUCUUUAUAACCACCAAGUAUUAAACUGUAAAUCAUAAUCAAUGUAACUGAAGCAUAAACAUCACAUGGCAUGUAUCAUCAUUGUUUCCAGGUACUGGAUUCUUACUUGAGUAUCAUAAUAUAUUGUGUUUUAACACCAACACUGUAACAUUUACUAAUUAUUUUUUUAAACUUCAGUUUUACUUCAUUUUCACAACAUAUCAGACUUCACCAAAUAUAUGCCUUACUAUUGUAUUAUAUUACUGCUUUACUGUGUAUCUCAAUAAAGCACGCAGUUAUGUUACAAAAAA
Peromyscus maniculatus bairdii (prairie deer mouse) is the source of this 11250-nucleotide messenger RNA. It is a transcript of the gene Dmd, whose product is annotated as dystrophin. Gene Ontology annotation, cellular component: sarcolemma. Gene Ontology annotation, biological process: neuron development; synaptic signaling; regulation of muscle system process. Gene Ontology annotation, molecular function: protein binding; zinc ion binding. The record is from RefSeq and is a predicted model, not a curated record. Lineage: Eukaryota; Metazoa; Chordata; Mammalia; Rodentia; Cricetidae.